Messenger RNA from Prunus avium (sweet cherry), 1239 nucleotides. The record is from RefSeq and is a predicted model, not a curated record. Lineage: Eukaryota; Viridiplantae; Streptophyta; Magnoliopsida; Rosales; Rosaceae.
AUGGAAGCGCCGGGGCUAACGAUCGCCGGAAACUCUAACUCUACUAAUGGCCAGCUUCCAUCAACGAUGAUAGAGGAGAUUCUAUCAAGGCUACCAGUGAAGUCCUUAUGCCGCUUCAAGUGUGUCUCAAAGCCAUGGAGUUCCCUAAUCUCCGACAACCCCAGUUUUGUUGCAUCGCACUUGUACAAAGGCAUUGGGGAGGAUAAAGAUGAUCUACUCUUCCGAAGAAGAAGAAGAGUCAUAUUUACUGAUGCCGCAGGUAAUGGCCUCCACUCUAUGCACCUUGACUACGAUGAUGAGUUUCUUGCAUCAUACGAUCACGAUAAUCGCAAUCGUAACAGUUUCGAUAUCAAUGAUGACGAUGACAAGGUUGGUGAUAGUAAUUUAUUAGUAACAACAGCCACGGAGCUCCAGUAUAUUUAUAGCGAGUUAUCAGGUAUUUCGGUGUCCAUGUUGGGUUGCUGCAACGGCUUGUUGUUAUGCAUGUUUUUGUAUGACCCGCAGUUAUAUUUGAUUAACCCAGCAACAAGGCAAUCCAAGAAACUACCGGAAAUGCCAACCCAAUAUCAAAUUGAUGACCGCUACUUUUGUAACGUAUAUGGGUUUGGAUUUGAUUCUUCCACUCAUCAACACAAGGUCGUCAAUGGCGUCAUCUACAUGGAUGAAGGGGUUGAGUUUGAUGUGUAUACAUUGGAAACCAAUUCUUGGCGACAGAUUCCGUACCUAUUUCCCUACCACAUCUAUCCUUGUCGAAAUAAAGGGACCCUACUGAAUGGAAAUCUCCAUUGGUUGGGGACAAGAGUCAUCGGAGAUGAUGAUGAUCACUCAUCUUUGUUGAUUGUCUCCCUCAUUUUAACAGAAGAUCAGGAGUUUGUUCAAGAAAUGCCACUGCCGCGCGAAUUCAACUCUUCUCAAACUAGGCGUAUUAAGCUCGGGGUCUUCAGGGAAUGGUUAUGUGUAACGCAUGAGGGUGAUUAUGAUCAAACAACAUACAAUGAGUUUUGGGUCAUGAAGGAAUAUAGAGUUGGCAAGUCUUGGACUAAAAUGAGGGUCUCCAUCCCAUAUUGGGACUUGUCAAAUUCUGGUUUCUGGACAAAGUCUCAUGAUUUGAUGGUGUUUGGAGAAAAGUUAGUUAUGUACAAUUUUAACAAUCACAGCUUUCGAAAUCUAUGCGUUCGUGGAAUCGGCAAAGUUAGUAGUGUUGAAACCUACUUGGAGAGCCUUGUUUCACCUAAAUAG